ACAGUACCCUCCGUUAUCCCCCUUUCGCCCACAGAAUACACGCAAUAUCAGCUGGAACGCACGGCCAUGUUUUGUGGAGUUGCGGUUUGGAACGCGAGUUUGCUGAUAGAAGGAAGUGAGGUAAAACCUGAGACAAACUCCUUCAUAAUUGCACUUUCGUCCCACACUGGAGCAUUAAUGCCUUGUGCUGAGCUAAAGGACGGAACUAGUGGAUGAGAGGUGUCAUUUACUACAUCGCAGGUAUCUGAAUUACUGUUGCACUUACUGGAGGUUAUCAUGAAGUCAGAUGACUGCCUGAAUGAUGUUAGUAUUGAAACUGAGAACUUAAAUGGCGUGGACUUGACAAAAUUCUCUGGGGAGGCCCAUUUAUUGUCUAAUGGCACAGCGCCUCCAUAUAUAAAUAAAGCUCUACCAAAGGCUCCCAGCUUCAAACAAAAAUGUGCCACUUAUGUGCUGGCACUACGUCCCUGGAGCUUUAGUGCCUCUCUUAUUCCAGUAGCAUUGGGAACUGCCAUUGCCUAUCGCUCUGAAGGCUCAUUGGAUUUAUUGCUUUUUGUUGUCUGUGCUGUGGCAGUGCUAGCUGUGCAUGGAGCUGGGAAUCUAGUAAACACAUACUAUGACUUCUCCAAAGGUAUUGAUCACAAGAAAAGUGAUGACCGAACCUUGGUAGACCAUAUCCUUGAACCGCAGGAUGUUGUGCGGUUUGGUGUUUUUCUUUACACUUUGGGUUGUUUGUGUGCUGCCUGCCUCUACUUCCUAUCCAAGCUGAAGCUGGAACACCUGGCUCUUAUAUAUUUUGGAGGACUGUCUAGUUCGUUCCUUUAUACGGGAGGAAUAGGAUUUAAGUAUGUUGCUCUGGGAGAUCUUGUAAUCCUUAUCACAUUUGGUCCACUGGCUGUUAUGUUUGCUCAUGCAGUGCAAGUUGGUUACCUUGCAGUAACUCCUUUGCUGUAUGCUGUGCCCCUUGCUCUCAGCACAGAAGCCAUUCUUCAUAGUAACAAUACUCGGGACAUGGAAUCUGAUCGACAGGCUGGCAUAGUAACGCUUGCCAUUCUCAUUGGCCCAAUGUUUUCAUAUAUGCUGUAUAACUUGCUUGUUUUUCUUCCGUAUCUUAUAUUUUCAAUCCUUGCAACAAGGUACACGAUAAGCAUGGCCUUGCCACUGCUCACUGUCCCACUGGCUUUUUCUCUAGAGAGACAAUUCAGAAGUCAAAACUUCAACAAAAUUCCACAGAGGACAGCCAAACUCAAUCUCCUUAUUGGCAUUUUUUAUGUUUUUGGAAUUGUUCUAGCCCCAGCUGGCUCUCUUCCGUGACUAUAACAAAAAUCUUUAUACCUUUUUAUGGUGUAUUCAAGAGGGUAAUUAUAACACAAUAAAAUGAUGAAAAUAUGAAAAGGUCACAGUGGUCCUGUUACCUCAGAUUUUAUUUAUUUUGUGUUUUAUGUCAUCACCAGACAAAAUUUCUACUGUAUCAAAAUAUUCAGUAAACUGUUUAAAGGUACCCUGUUUAUAUCCCUAUUUGUAAUGCCACAAUGAACUGUUAAGCUGUUUAGCGGACAGGAAGACAUGCAAAGGCAGUUCGGGGAGAUUGUUGCCCAGAAGAAGAGUCGAUUAUUUGCCAGGCGACUGAAUCUCCCCGAAUCUGCUCGUGUGGACUGACCCUAACCGGUAAUUCAGUAAAAAAAAAUACCCAAGUGCUUUUUCUUCAAUCAGGGAGAUUUUUUGGCAUGGAUUGUGUUAGGUUAUCACUGUUUUCUAUCUUUACUCUUCCUGUAGACUUCAAUAAAAUUAUUGAUGUAUGCAAA
Molecule: messenger RNA, 1805 nt
Organism: Xenopus laevis (African clawed frog)
Lineage: Eukaryota; Metazoa; Chordata; Amphibia; Anura; Pipidae
Gene: ubiad1.L
Product: UbiA prenyltransferase domain containing 1 L homeolog
Exons: 3
Coding region: 277-1314 (345 amino acids)
Biological process (GO): vitamin K biosynthetic process; menaquinone biosynthetic process; ubiquinone biosynthetic process
Cellular component (GO): Golgi membrane; endoplasmic reticulum; mitochondrial membrane
Molecular function (GO): prenyltransferase activity; transferase activity, transferring alkyl or aryl (other than methyl) groups; 4-hydroxybenzoate polyprenyltransferase activity
Source: RefSeq, a predicted model, not a curated record